This is a messenger RNA of Cannabis sativa, 1777 nucleotides long. RefSeq names its product F-box/FBD/LRR-repeat protein At3g26920. Bases 241 to 1638 code for a protein of 465 amino acids. The record is from RefSeq and is a predicted model, not a curated record. Gene Ontology annotation, molecular function: protein binding. NCBI's taxonomy places the organism in Eukaryota, Viridiplantae, Streptophyta, Magnoliopsida, Rosales, Cannabaceae. The transcript is spliced from 3 exons.
AUAAUUGGACAUCUCUCCAUUCACCAUUGUUGUCGUUGACUCUGAUUCUAAUCUCUUCUCUCUCUACUUAGUCAAUCAACCCUUCAAAGUUCAAACUCACUCCUUUCUUUCAAUGUUCAAUCUCUGAAGAAAGCGAAAAAGUUUAUUCAGCUAAGCUAAGCUAAUCUACAUCAUCAUUCAACAAUGUCAUGAUUUUCAACAUUUUGACAACCCGCCUGAAAAUAAUCAAAACUUUCAUCAAUGGGUGAGGACAGAAUUUCGAAACUACCUGAUGGAGUGAUCAUUCACAUGUUGUCGUUUCUCCCAACUAAAGAUGUCGUUCGAACAUGUCUUCUUUCAAAGCGUUGGAAACUCAUUUGGUAUUCAGUUCCCACACUUUUUUUCUCCAAUGUUACUAGUCCUGAUCUCACGUGGUGUUGGGAUAUAGAAAUGUUUUACAAUUUUGUUGAUAAUUGUUUGGAACACCUCAAAAAGGGUUUUGUUGUUGAUUCAAUCAUAACUAGUUUUAAGCUUAAGAUGUUUGAUUGUUAUCAUAGAAGUAAGGCUGGUCUUUUAGAUAAAUGGUUAGCUUUUGUUGUUGAGAGUAAAGUUAGGGAAAUACAUCUUAGGUUAAACCUAGAUAUGGAUCUAGAAAAUUUCGAUGAGUAUUACUAUUGUUUACCUAAAAUAUUGCAGAGUGCAACAUAUUUGACUGUUUUGGAGUUGAAUUGUGUAGAGUUGGAUACUUCUUGUUCAUUUAGUUUUCCUUGUUUGAAAACAUUGUCAUUGGAAGAUGUUCGGAAUUUAGAGACUGCUGAGGAUGAUGGGGUAGUUAAGUUUUUGUUGGGUUGUUCUUCUCUUGAGAAAUUGUUGUUACUUGAUUAUGUUUUCUUAGUUACUGAUCAUGAUGUUCAGUUUCGAUUGCAUAGUUUAAGCCUCAAGUUUAUGGAACUUAAACGUACAUACGAUUAUUAUAAGUUAAACAUUCAAGUUGAAGCUGUAAAUCUUGAAUCUUUGGUUCUACAUGGUGUUAUAUUGGAUGAAAUGAAUCUCUCUUCUUGCAAGAAAAUUAGAAAUCUCUCAUUAGUUGACUGUCCAGAAAAUCUUCGGCCUUCAAUACAAGCUCUUAUUUCUGAUGUUCCUCUUCUUGAAAGUUUGACUUUGAGCAAAUGCGAUGCAGAUUUGGACCAUCUUAAAAUCACUAGUCAAUACUUGAAAAGUUUCAAUUUUAAGUACUCGGAUAUGAUCAAUGUUGUUACAAUUGAAUCAGCUCUAGAUCUAGAUUACUUUUCUUAUGAAGGAUAUAUCAAUUGUAGAAUAUCAAUAGAUUCAUUUAAUUUAUUGAAUGGGAAGAUAGUGAUUUUUGAGCAGCAGGAGAAUUAUGACACAAACUGGUUUACCAAUAUGAUGAAAUUUCUUUCGAAUCUCAAUUGCUCUUGGAAUAUUGUAAGCCUACAUGUUCGUAAAGACAAGGCUCUUAUCUUGCCAGAAAACUUCAAAACGAUAUGUCCUUCUCCGUUGCUUAACUGGAAGCAUCUCAGAGUAGUUAUUUCCGAAUAUCGUAAGCCUUAUAUGAAAGUGUUAGAUUUGAAGGACUCCUUGAUGUGGAUGUCAUCUUCUUUAGAAACAUUAUCUAUUAACGGAAAGGACGUGUUUUAGUUGUUUUGUAGCAUCAUAAUGUUGGUUGAGUAUGGAUGAGUGUUUUUGUUUAGUUUUCUAUGAAAAAUGGUACCGCAGUUCUUUCUUACCAUUCUAUUGCGAACUAGUUUAUUAAUUAUAUUGUAGAUUUCUUUUUCCA